Molecule: messenger RNA, 450 nt
Organism: Ustilaginoidea virens
Lineage: Eukaryota; Fungi; Ascomycota; Sordariomycetes; Hypocreales; Clavicipitaceae
Exons: 2
Coding region: 1-450 (149 amino acids)
Source: RefSeq, a predicted model, not a curated record
AUGUUUGCUCCUGUCACUGCCCGAGGCUACAAGGGGGUCGAGGAAGGGUCAAUCAAGACCGCUGGUCGUCAAGCGCCAUUUUUCUGGGAACGAAUUGGACUUGUUUCAGCGCAGUGCGCACGGAGGAUUGGACUGGCGGAUUCGAUUGGCGGCAAGACAAGCGAGCAAGAACAGCGCCAUGGCUUCGUGCCAGGUGCCAGCAAGCUCAUGGUGGGCGCAAAAGCCUUCGCAGCCGGGUGGAACGAGGAAAACGAAAUGCCGUGGCAUGAUGGUGAGCAGCCAUACUCCGUAGACCAGAGCACUUCCGUGCGGUGCCUCCGUGUCAGCAUGGCACCGCAUACUCCGUGCUCCGUACUUGGUGAUGCUGUUGCUGUCAACGUGUGUUGCUGGAUGCCGUUUCGUCCGUCAGCCCACAGACAGGCCGACGGCGCUGCGGGCCCCAACUGUUGA